UCUUUGACGCAAGGGCUCGAGACGCAGCCGCCGUCGGCCGAGCGCCCGGCUAGGAGCGACCCCAGACGGAGCCUCCGGAGUUCCUCCGCCCCCACCUCGCCGGGUCUUGGAGCCGCGGUCCUCCCAGCCGCCCUCCUCGUGGCCAUGGAGUGUCCACACCUGAGCUCCAGCGUCUGCAUCGCUCCGGACGCAGCCAAGUUCCCCAACGGCUCCCCGUCGUCCUGGUGCUGCAGCGCCUUCAAAUGUUUAUCUGGUGUGACUGUAUUAUGCCCUCAGAGAGUACUGUAUGUUGCCCAGGCUGUCCUCGAACUCUAGGCUCAAGUGAUUCUUCUGCCUCAGCCUCCCAAGUAGCUGGGACUACAGAUGCAAUCACCACCACACUUGGCAGUGUGCCGGUCCAACAAAAGCCCUUGGGUCUGUUUGACUUGUUCAAGUGUCCACUGUGGAAGGAUUUGGGGAACCUGAAAAUACUUUGUACAGAUAACUUUUUUUAAAAAAAGAAGAAAAGUAGAAGCACUUAAAUUCUGCACUUGAAGAGACAGAUUCCUCUCCUAGAUUUUGAGAGGUAUGUGAAUGGCCAUGCAAAAAAACAUUAUGAAGAUGCACAAGUACCCUUAACCAACCAUAAGAAAUCAGAAAAGCAAGAUAAAGCUCAGCACACAGUAUGCAUGGAUUGCAGUAGCUACAGUACAUACUGUUAUCGCUGUGAUGAUUUUGUGGUCAAUGACACCAAGCUGGGACUGGUACAGAAAGUCAGAGAACACUUACAGAACUUGGAAAACUCAGCUUUCACAGCUGACAGGCAUAGGAAAAGAAAACUUUUGGAAAACUCAACACUAAACAGCAAGUUAUUAAAAGUAAAUGGAAGCACCACUGCCAUUUGUGCCACAGGCCUUCGGAAUUUGGGGAACACGUGUUUCAUGAACGCCAUCCUUCAGUCACUCAGUAACAUUGAGCAGUUUUGCUGUUAUUUCAAAGAACUGCCCGCUGUGGAGUUAAGGAAUGGGAAAACAGCAGGAAGGCGGACAUACCACACCAGGAGCCAAGGGGAUAACAAUGUGUCUUUGGUAGAAGAGUUUAGAAAGACACUCUGUGCUUUAUGGCAAGGCAGCCAGACUGCAUUUAGCCCAGAGUCCUUAUUUUAUGUUGUUUGGAAGAUUAUGCCAAACUUUAGGGGCUAUCAACAGCAGGACGCCCAUGAAUUCAUGCGCUACCUUUUGGACCACCUACACUUGGAACUCCAGGGCGGUUUCAAUGGUGUUUCCCGCUCAGCAAUUCUGCAGGAGAAUUCUACUCUGUCUGCAAGUAACAAGUGUUGCAUAAAUGGAGCAUCUACUGUUGUCACGGCUAUAUUCGGAGGCAUUCUCCAAAAUGAGGUUAACUGCCUCAUAUGUGGGACAGAAUCUAGAAAGUUUGAUCCAUUCCUAGACCUUUCAUUAGAUAUUCCAAGUCAGUUCAGAAGUAAGCGCUCUAAGAAUCAAGAAAAUGGACCAGUUUGUUCAUUACGAGAUUGUCUUCGCAGUUUUACUGACUUAGAAGAACUUGAUGAGACAGAGUUAUAUAUGUGCCAUAAAUGCAAAAAGAAACAAAAGUCCACAAAAAAGUUUUGGAUUCAAAAACUACCCAAGGUGCUAUGCUUACAUUUGAAAAGAUUUCAUUGGACAGCAUAUUUAAGAAAUAAAGUUGAUACAUAUGUAGAAUUUCCAUUGAGAGGCCUAGACAUGAAAUGCUACUUACUAGAGCCUGAGAACAGUGGCCCGGAGAGCUGCCUGUAUGACCUCGCCGCUGUGGUGGUGCACCAUGGUUCUGGGGUUGGUUCUGGACAUUACACAGCAUACGCAACUCAUGAAGGCCGCUGGUUCCACUUCAAUGACAGUACUGUAACACUGACUGACGAGGAGACUGUGGUGAAGGCAAAGGCCUACAUCCUUUUCUACGUGGAACGCCAGGCCAAAGCUGGAUCAGAUAAACUUUAAUACCUCCUCCAAAUCAUCAUUCAUCAACCAUACCAGAGAAACAUUUCCAGUUUUCCACAAAUACUUGAUCCAAGAUUUAAUUUCAUUAUGCACUUUUCAAUUUCCUAUUUUGGGUUUAGUUUUUUCAAUGGUAGUGACUUACUGAACAUGGGCACCAACUAAUUUUGUUGUUGUUCUACCAGAAAACCUCAGCAGACGUUUUGAUUUGCUGCUUUAGUUGUAAUAAUUCAAUUUUUAUAUGUAGUUUUAAGAACUUAGUCUUAUUUGACUUUUUUAUUUUAUGUUAAUGUUUUCAGUUCUCACUAUGAGGCACAUUUACAUCAAUGCUUUUGUUCCUCUCACAUACUGAAAGCAAGAUAUGUUCCUUAUUGUGAAGAGUGACACAACUGCCUGCUGUCUUUUCACAGCUGUAAUGGAGAUCAGGUUGUCUCUAAAUCAAGGAUCAUGUGUGCACACAACUUGUGGCCCACAAAAUUUCACAGUGACUGCUGAGUAAUCAUUUUGCCUGUAAAAGAUAACAAAGGGCAUCAUUAAGUAGACCAGGUAAUUACUGCUUGUCUCUCAAGGCUGCUGUUUAUCAGCACUAACUAAAUAAAUUUGUUGGUUCAGUUGUACUUGUCCUGCAAAUACAAGAA
Molecule: messenger RNA, 2611 nt
Organism: Rhinopithecus roxellana (golden snub-nosed monkey)
Lineage: Eukaryota; Metazoa; Chordata; Mammalia; Primates; Cercopithecidae
Gene: USP3
Product: ubiquitin specific peptidase 3
Exons: 17
Coding region: 669-1976 (435 amino acids)
Biological process (GO): protein deubiquitination
Cellular component (GO): cytoplasm
Molecular function (GO): zinc ion binding; cysteine-type deubiquitinase activity
Source: RefSeq, a predicted model, not a curated record